AUGCAGUAUCUACUCGAUGAGAGGCGUUUCGGCAAUCUUUCGACUCCGGAUUUCUUGAGAAUCCAAACAGAGUCAGUCUAUCCUAGAAUCAGGCAUUCCUCAAGGCAUUUCCCAAGCAAGAUGGCAAAUGCUGUCAACACCAUUGACGUGGACAGACGAGAUUGCCAAUUCCUACUUUCUGGAGGCUCAGAUUCGAGCAUUCAUUUAUUCAAAUGUGACUCAGGCGCAUUACAAGAGGUAUCAUCAAUACCGCGGAAGGUGGCUCAUGACUUUGGUGUAUCGCAUGUCUCGUGGUGGCCGCAGGAUGCUGGGAUGUUUGUAUCCUCUUCCUUCGAUCAUAAAAUCAAGGUCUGGGAUACGAGUACACUCGAAGAUGUUUACAGUUUUGACAUAGGAUCAAGAAUAUACAAUUUUGAUAUAUCUGACUCCAACUCCCAGCCGCUAUUAGCAUGUGGCAACGACACCCCAAUGAUCCGACUACUUGACUUGAGGAGCACAAGCACGUCUCACACUCUUUCAGGCCACAAAGGAAGAGUUCUUGCUGUGAAAUGGUCUCCAACAAACUCCAAUAUUUUGGCCUCGGGUGGAAUUGAUGGGAAUGUCCGGCUUUGGGAUGUGCGGAGGGGAAACAGUUGCAUUUACGACUUCAACGCCAAUGAUACUAUAGAAGAUGACACCAGCGAAAGCUUCGCCAUCAAGCGAAGGAAACUGUCAGAGGAUAACAGAGCCCAUGAUGGCGCUGUCAAUGGUCUCCUUUUCAAUGAAAGUGGAAACAAAAUAGUCACUUGCGGAUUGGAUGAGAAAAUCAGAGUUUGGGAUUUAACCUCUCCCUCAAGACCGCUGAACGAACUGGUCAAUUUUGGGCCUCUUGUCAGAAACAAGUUUUCACAGCAUUUGGAAAUGGCAUUGAGUCCUCGUACUGAGACCGAAAUGCAGUUUUUGUGGUUUCCCAACGACAAUGGAGAAAUUCUUGUCUUUCGAGUAAUCGAUGGUAAACUGAUUGCCAGAUUAUCCCAAGGCUCAGACGCGAAGAGGGUUACAUGCGUAAAGUACGGUGGGAAUCGAAGCUGCCGAUAUUUCUCGGGGAAUUUAGACGGGAGCUUGAAUAUAUGGUCAGAAGGGUUGGCUUCGAAGGACCGUCCAGGAAAAAUUCAGCUUCAACAGGCAGGCGAGACUGAAGAAGCAAAAAGUACGUCUCAAACUAUGGAGCCAGACAUUUUGAACCGAAUACAGGCCGAAAUUGAGGCCAAGAAAUUGGUGAAUAGCUCCGGGUAUUCGAGAAUAAACUGA
Molecule: messenger RNA, 1290 nt
Organism: Kuraishia capsulata CBS 1993
Lineage: Eukaryota; Fungi; Ascomycota; Pichiomycetes; Pichiales; Pichiaceae
Exons: 1
Coding region: 1-1290 (429 amino acids)
Biological process (GO): transcription-coupled nucleotide-excision repair; protein polyubiquitination; proteasome-mediated ubiquitin-dependent protein catabolic process
Cellular component (GO): Cul4A-RING E3 ubiquitin ligase complex; nucleotide-excision repair complex
Molecular function (GO): protein binding
Source: RefSeq, a predicted model, not a curated record